This is a messenger RNA of Culicoides brevitarsis, 1477 nucleotides long. RefSeq lists its product as uncharacterized. The record is from RefSeq and is a predicted model, not a curated record. Gene Ontology annotation, molecular function: N-acetyltransferase activity. The coding region runs from base 103 to 813 and encodes 236 amino acids. Lineage: Eukaryota; Metazoa; Arthropoda; Insecta; Diptera; Ceratopogonidae. The transcript has 2 exons.
UACAUUUCUGCCGAAUAGAUUUCAAUUUUACAAUAUUUUCAGUCAUUUCGAGUAACUUCACCUGUUCAGUCCUAAAAAUCUCUCUCCCUUACUUUUCGAAUCAUGGGCAAUUGGCGUCGUCCCGCAAACGUUUCCUUCCCCAAAGUCUGGCAUACCUUCACUGCUCCCGACUUGGAUGGCACUCUCGUUCAAUACGAAAUCCGUGACUUACCUCCAUCCCGAUUUCAAGAGGCUUGUGAUCUCAUGAUAAAUCACUACAUCCCCGACGAACCUUUAGCUCGCGUCAUGAAUCUCAAAGACGAACCCGAAUCCAUCAACGAAUAUGUCGAUUUAUGGAAAGGCGCCAUGCAACAAGGAAUUGUCAUUGGUUGUUUCAAAGGCGAUGAACUUGUUGGAGUUAAUUUUACAGGAGUUGCUUCCAAAAGUGAUCCGAAAGAGGAACAUCAUUAUAAGGGACGCGCCUUUCGUUUGACAAUCGAACUUUAUUUGUGGAUUUUGGAUCAGUUUGUCAUGUACGAUGAAUUUGGAAUUGAUAAGUACAUGCUGGCUUAUGGCAUGGGAGUUGAUACGCGUUAUCGAUACAGAGGCAUUGCCACGGAAUUCUUAAAAGCACGUAUUCCGAUGAUGAAAGCGCUUGGUUUGAGUCAUACAGCGACACUUUUUACAUCGGUUGGCACGCAAAAAGCUGCUGUUAAGGCGGGAUAUUCGACUUAUUAUGAAAUUAAAUAUGACGAUUGCAUUAAAAUGGGAUAUCCGCUUGAAGGAAUCGGCGUCGAAUAUGCUAAAUUACAAGGAAUUGGAUUGAACAAGUAGCAACGAAAUCGAUUGAAGAUUAAUAAUUUAGUGAAAAAAUGAAUAGGGAGUAGUUGAAUGCACUUUUUGCUUAUUUAAACUUCCAACAUUGGUAAUUUUAUUGUGAUAGCAUUGGAUAAAAGGCAUAAAUAAAUAAUCACAGCAAUCAUCCUAAAGCAAUUGUGGAAAAUUUUCAAGGGAUUUUCUGACAGAGUCAUAGAAAAAAGUUAAUUUUGUGGUUUUUACGCAAGAUUUUUUUUUAAUAUUUGAUCAAAUUAUCGAAAUAUUUCGUUAAAUAUGAGAUUUUUUUGAUAUAAUAAUGAAAUUUUUUAUUCAAAAGCUAAUGAAAUCAGGAAAUAACUUUCAAAAACACAAAAAAUCUGAAAAAUUAGCAAAAAAUUCAAUAUGUAUACCUUUUCGAUUUUUCGAAAGAUCGAUUCUAACCUCAAAAAUUUCAUAAUCUAAUUAAAAAAUUUACCUUAUUUUUUCACAAAAACAUUUUUCAUAGCAAAAAAAAAUAAUAUUCAUAAGAAAUAUCAUUAAUUUUAUUAUUUGCAUUCAUUUGUACUUGUAAUAUUAACUUUUUACACAGAUCUUAUACACAAGAAAGGACGCUUUUUUCUCUAACCAAAAUUUUCAUUGCUUCCGCUAAUACUAAAAUUUCAUCAUAAAUAACUUAAAUCUA